This is a messenger RNA of Drosophila arizonae, 1701 nucleotides long. It is a transcript of the gene pelo, whose product is annotated as pelota mRNA surveillance and ribosome rescue factor. Lineage: Eukaryota; Metazoa; Arthropoda; Insecta; Diptera; Drosophilidae. Gene Ontology annotation, cellular component: cytoplasm. The record is from RefSeq and is a predicted model, not a curated record. Gene Ontology annotation, biological process: RNA surveillance; nuclear-transcribed mRNA catabolic process, non-stop decay; nuclear-transcribed mRNA catabolic process, no-go decay.
GGCAAUUUGCAUUGAAAUAAUUUGUUGGUCAAGUUUAACGACGAACACACAAAUAAUAACAAUGCCUAACAAUUCGGUUUACAUAAGGAAACAUUUAAUUCAAUGCAAGUGACAAAAAGCAUACAAAAGCAAAAAACAUAAAGCACGCAACGCCAACAACAACAAAUAUAAGAGGAGCAGCGCACUAAUUCAACGUCUGUUGGUAACAGACGGCGGCGGCUCAGUUCAAAAAACAAGGAUUGCAACAUGAAGUUACUUGGCAAAUAUGUAGACAAGGGCAUGCAGGGUAAUGUAACUCUCGUGCCCGAAGAGCCGGAGGACAUGUGGCACGCCUACAAUCUGAUUGCUGAGGGUGAUAGCGUCCGUAGCACCACCAUACGAAAGGUCCAGAAUGAAACGGCCACCGGGUCAUCCACCAGCAGUCGAGUACGCACCACACUGACCAUUGCCGUGGAGAGCAUCGACUUUGACACGCAGGCCUGUGUGCUGCGUCUGAAGGGUCGCAACAUCGAAGAGAACCAGUAUGUUAAAAUGGGCGCGUAUCAUACCCUCGAUCUGGAACUGAAUCGUAAAUUUGAGCUGCGUAAACCAGAGUGGGAUACAAUCGCUCUUGAGCGGAUUGAUAUGGCCUGCGAUCCCACCCAAUCGGCUGAUGUUGCGGCGGUUGUUAUGCAGGAGGGAUUGGCCCAUGUCUGCCUCAUCACGGCCAGCAUGACACUGGUGCGAAGCAAAAUCGAAGUGUCCAUUCCGCGUAAGCGCAAGGGCAAUGUGCAGCAGCACGAAAAGGGCCUGGCCAAGUUCUACGAACAAGUCAUGCAGAGUAUAUUACGCCACGUCAACUUCGAAAUAGUCAAGUGUGUACUCAUUGCGUCUCCGGGCUUUGUGCGAGACCAGUUCUACGACUAUAUGUUCCAGCAGGCGGUCAAAAUGGACUACAAAGUGCUGUUGGAUAACAAAAGCAGAUUCAUGCUAGUCCAUGCCUCCUCCGGGUUUAAGCAUUCGCUCAAAGAGGUUCUACAGGAUCCCGCUGUGAUAGCUAAAAUGUCUGACACAAAAGCCUUGGGUGAGGUUAAGGCUUUAGAGACCUUCUACAUGAUGCUACAAUGUGAGCCAACCAAGGCUUUCUAUGGCAAAAAGCAUGUGCUGCGUGCUGCAGAGGCGCAAGCUAUUGAAACCUUGCUAAUUUCCGACAAUCUAUUCAGAUGCCAAGACGUAAAUCUCAGGAAAGAAUAUGUUAACUUGGUUGAAUCAGUGCGAGAUGCCGGUGGCGAGGUGAAGAUAUUCUCCAGUAUGCAUAUAUCGGGCGAACAACUCUCUCAAUUAACGGGCAUUGCGGCUAUUUUACGUUUUCCCAUGCCGGAACUGGAAGAUAGCGAUGACGAUGACGAUGAAGACGGKGCAGCGGGCGGCGACAACAGCGAUAGCGAUUGAGAAAUAUGUAUCCUAAGGAUCCUGUAGCAUUUUUCUAUUUAGACGGUUUAUUUUACAUACUCGAGAAAAAGGGCGACGAACGCAUAUUCAAAAAGGCAAAAACGAAACAUAAUAAAUAUAAAUAUAUAUAGCGUAAUAGGUACUACUUAUGACAGACUUGGACUGUGUCAGGGCAUAUACAAUAUACGAGUACUAUAUAUACAUAUACAAAUAUUUAGGUUAAACGAUGCAAGCGACAAAUUGUUAGUUAAAAUAAAAAAAAAAAAAAAA